Messenger RNA from Macrobrachium nipponense, 918 nucleotides. RefSeq lists its product as uncharacterized. Lineage: Eukaryota; Metazoa; Arthropoda; Malacostraca; Decapoda; Palaemonidae. The transcript is spliced from 3 exons. The record is from RefSeq and is a predicted model, not a curated record. Bases 1 to 918 code for a protein of 305 amino acids.
AUGACUGAGAUUUUGCGAAUGAUGAGUAAAGGUGACAAUGAUUGGGAUAUGUAUGUAGGACAUGUUUUGUGGGUAUAUAAUGCCACACUGCAGAAGAGUAUAGAACCCGCAAAAUACCCACCGAUUUCUACAGAAGGAAGGAAGGCUCCAAUUUACAAAACCAAUGUGGCAGUAAUCUAUCAUUCUUUGUUGGAAGAUUAUGGAUUCGCGGGACUGAAGAGAUUACAAGGAACGCUUGGUAUAAAACCAAUGGGAAAUAGCAAGUAUUCACGCCAUCUUAGAUAUCUUUAUGAUAAAAUGGAUACAUAUUUUCAGAUGAAACAAGAGAAAAUCUUUGAAAAUAUAAGAACAUACUACAGGAAAUAUAUGGGAAUUGUGCCUGAUGAAAAUGGAAUACUCAAUAUUGACGUAUCCUACGAUGGGACAUGGAUGAAAAGAGGCCAUGUUUCUAAUGUAGUGAUGAACAAAGUUUGCAAAGCAUGUGCCGCUAAAACGACUGAACUAAAAGAAAUGAAAAUAACAGAAGAUUUCAACGUGUGGAGAACCCUUCAUGAUGAAGAUUGUAAUAUAAACUAUGAAGGUACAUCAGAAGGGAUGGAAACAGAAGGCGCCAUAAGGAUGUUUUCAAGGUUGCAAGAUUUGGGAUUCCACUACGCCACCUUUGUUGGAGACGGAGAUUCCAGCGCUUAUAAUAGUGUUUUAGCAAUGAACGGUGGAAAUGGACCGUAUGAAAAUUUAAAAGUGGCGAAAAUAGAAUGCAUCAACCAUAUAAAGAAAAGAAUGACUAACAGAACGAAGAGACUAAGAGAAGAUGAAAAAGAAGAGAGAGUAACAAGAACUGGAAAAAGAAGAAAAUUUAGUGCUCUAAGUGGAAAGAAUAAAUUGUCGGAUACAAACAUUAGGGGGCAUAAUGACUAA